Molecule: messenger RNA, 3297 nt
Organism: Xiphias gladius (swordfish)
Lineage: Eukaryota; Metazoa; Chordata; Actinopteri; Istiophoriformes; Xiphiidae
Gene: armc1
Product: armadillo repeat containing 1
Exons: 7
Coding region: 328-1158 (276 amino acids)
Molecular function (GO): metal ion binding; protein binding
Source: RefSeq, a predicted model, not a curated record
AGAUGCUAGGAUCCUUAUGGAAAACUGGGAUGUCCUCAUUCACAAAACAGCUAUACCCAUUGAUGUGCCACAAAACCCAAACACCGUGCCCAGCUGCCAGCUAAAGGAGCAUAGUAGAGAAAGAGGCGAAGGCCUAGCUUUACUAAAAUUCGUUUUGUCACAUUUCUUAUUAAGGCGGUCUCGAAACUUGGCUGUUUCUAGUUGCGUCGUUUUUGCAUCUGCUGUAACUGAAGUCAACAGGGGUUGUCUCAUGAUUUUCGCAAAAACUGACAAAAAGUAGAGUGACGAGUUUGGUUUGAUGUGCAUGGCAUCAAGACAAGAGGCACCAUGAGUGCGCAGGUGGAUGCACUUACUGUGGUGAACCAGCUGCGAGAUCUUGCUGCAGACCCACUGAAUCGAAGAGCCAUAGUAGAAGACCAAGGCUGUCUGCCAGGUCUCAUCCUUUUUUUGGACCACCCCAACCCACAGGUUGUCUACUCUGCGCUGCUGGCCGUGCGCUACCUGGCAGAAUGUCGAGCCAACAGGGAGAAGAUGAAUGGCGAGCUGGGCAUGAUGCUGAGUUUGCAGAAUGUCGUGCAGAAGAGUACAUCGCCUGGAGAGACUAAACUGCUGGCCUCUGAGAUCUAUGAGAUUCUGCAAUCAGCUGGUAAAGAAGAGGCCGAACAGGCGGAGGCAGCUGCUGCCUCCUGCCGGCGUAAAGCCCAGUUCUUCCUGGGCUCCAACAACAAGAGGGCCAAAACUGUGGUGUUGCACAUUGAUGGACUGGAUGACUCUACUCGAAGGAGCCUGUGCGAGGAGGCCUUGCUAAAGAUCCGAGGGGUCAUCAGCUUCACCUUCCAGAUGGCUGUCAAGAGAUGUGUUAUCAGGAUCCGCUCUGACCUUAAAGCUGAGGCCCUGGGCACAGCAAUCAACUCCACCAAAGUAAUGAAGGCUCAGCAGGUGGUGAAGACAGAAGAUGGAGGAGAGCUGAUGGUGCCAUUCCAGGAGGACUCGGCAGUGCUGGUAGAGGAGAACACAGACAUCCCAGACUACCUGCCUGAGGAGGAGAGUCCAUCCCAGGAGCAGGACAAGGCUGUCACGCGUGUUGGCUCUAUCACAGAUGGCAUGGGCUGGCUCAGCACGGCCGCCAACUUCCUGUCCCGCUCCUUUUACUGGUGACCACUUCUUGGGUUCUUCUCUCUGCUCCCUGUUUUCCCAAGAGUACCAUCCAGUUGCAGCGUUAGCAUCUCUAAGCCUAUCCCGGACUAAGCCUUGCCUCGCAGCCCACCGGUAGUCUAGACUCCCCUCUUGCAAAGCACAAAGAGCCUGGCCUCACGUGUGCAACAAGUGCUGAACUGCCAAGUGGAACUUGCAAUAACUUCAACUUGUGUAUAUAAUGAGCUACAAACCUCACUACUGGUUUUAUGUGCACAAUUAUAUACUAACUGCAUUUGUAUCAAACAAAACAUAGCCAGAGGACUUUAAAUCAGCCGAAACCAAACAGCAUUCUGGAAAUGAGUAUCACUGUGAUGGGAGAGUUGACAUGUGGCAGGCGUAUUUAAUUGUUCUUUGGCUGAUUUUGCGUACGUUGAAAAUUGGGAGUUCCUUUUUUUGUGCAUGAUUUUGGUUGCUUUCCUCCUAGUAUGUUCAAUCAAUGUCCUUUUACUAUAUAUAUAUAUUUCAUAUUUUUCAUUGUUUAAUUUCCUAAUUAAGCUGAUUUUUUUUUUCUUCUCUCUUCAGAUUUUUCAGCAUGCUAUGAGUCUUUUGUGCCAAUCUUGCCUGAUGCCUAGAUUUGUGAUUGUCGUGUGUGCCUUCUUGACAUUUCAGUGUAAUUAUUAUUUAUUCAUCAUUCAUUCAAAUGAUUUGAGAGCUCCAAGCACAUCAGAUGUAAAGUUUGUGCUUCUCUAGCAGCAGCUGGCCUCCCACAGCUUUUAGCUUACUAAGGGAAGUCACUUCAGUAGAAAUAGUAAACUAGAACCAGCAAGAGGCUGCAGCCCAUUCAGCCAAUGACUCACAGGCAUAUGACUGUUUGUUGCAUACUGAAAGAGGAACCGAUUAGCUAGCUGGCUGAUGAAUGCACCACCCCUCGCUGCGUUUAGUUGUUUCUGCCAGAAAUCAGGACUCCUCCGAUGAUGCUUUUAAAGCAACAAAAAUCAAAUGCGAGUCCUGCUACGGCGGUUAACUGGCUGACAGCUCCUUGUGUAAAUUGCACAGACUUCAGGCUACCUCUGCUUUCAGUGUCCUGUUUCACAUCAGCAAUAUGGUCCUCUGUAGUUUUAUUAAAACCCUAUAUCAGCAUGCAAAAGACAAGCUUGUUAGCUGCCUGCUUGUGUACUUGGACUCCCACUGACAUUUUUACAGUAUUGUGGACUGGCCUGUAGAGUUCAGUUUUCAGUUUAGCCAGCAGUGUCCUUAACGCAAAGAUCACGUUGGUUCACACUCACACUCAAACUCACAGAGGAGUCACUAAUGCUGUCAUAUGAGCAGUGAUGGCAUACUGUAACAAGGGUGUGGUUAUGUAUAUUUUGGAAAUGAUGCCUGAUUCUCUAAGAUGUCAGACAUUACAUGUAAAGGAAUUUUUUUUCUGUUUUUGUAGUACUAAUUUGGCUUUUAUGUUACAAAUUAGGAGAAGAGUUUGUAGCAGCUAAUGCUAACACUCUUAGUGAGUAUUUUCCUGAUUCUUUAGCCCUUACAGUCCUGUGACUCACACAGUUUUAAUUAUUAUCUCCACUGACUUGUGUGAGUGCCAUUGACAAUUAUAUACAAUGCUGACCAGGUGAGUUUUAUUGUUUUGAUGGUGCUGAGAUGUCACGGUUGGUUGAGUUCAAACUGAUGUAAUGGCACAGGAUGACCUUAAUAACCUGAAUUGAUGAGCAAUAAUUUUUUCAUUACAUGUUGUGACUACAGUUCAGUAACAGCCUUCAAAAUAAUGCUUUGAAUAAAAGGUAUUAGGUAAAUGUUAGGAUCAUCAUCAGUAUUAAAAUUUCUUCUUUAUUUGUCAAUUUUGCACGGAAUUAAUCUCUAAAUUGCAUCAUGUCACUUCAUGUUAAUAUUUGGCAUCUCCACUCAUACUGCAAAGAAAGAAUACUUGAAUUUUUUUUCUUAGAACUGUCCUUAUGUGUUGAUCAAAAUGUAAAUUUCCCUUUACUGUUAGAUUCACCACAUUGGUAAGGUUGAUAAAGAACUGCAAACUAAGUCCUCAAAAAUGUAACGUGUACAGAAUUAAUCUGUCAUCAAAUGUAAUAUAAUGUAAUGCACAUCUUAAAACUAGAUUCCCAUACACUGUUAAUGCAAACAAUGAUAAACUUAAAAUCAAAA